AUGGACAUUGAUGAAAAGGUUAAAAAAAACCAAGCCGCAGAUUCUCAUAUGACUUCCUCAAUGUUUGACAAUGAAGUUGUCAACAAAUUUGUGAAUUGCAUGAUGUGGGAUGGCAAGAAUUUAUUUCCUAAGUUACAUAGGCAAAAAAAAAAAUCCCAACCUGACUUGGUAGAAACAGAUCCAUUGCAAAUUUUUCUUGAUGCGAUUGAGAAUUCCAAGCCCAUCAUAGGAGUAAGAGCAAAAAAAAAAGGGGGCAACAUGUACCAGGUGCCAACCCCAAUCAACCAACGGCAAAAAAAAUUUUUGGCCAUCAAAUGGCUUAUUACAGCUGCUCGGGAACAGCAAAAAGGCAAUGCUCGAAUGUACAAGAAACUCGCCAAGGAGCUGCUGGAUGCUUACAAUAAUGAGGGCACUGUCAUGAAUAAGAAGCACGAACUACACAAAAGAGCGGAAGACAACAGGGCUUAUGCACACUAUCGGUGGUGGUAACACUGUACAACAAAACACUGUUGAAUGCCACGACUUUCCCUCUUUUUGCCUGU
Molecule: messenger RNA, 542 nt
Organism: Stylophora pistillata
Lineage: Eukaryota; Metazoa; Cnidaria; Anthozoa; Scleractinia; Pocilloporidae
Product: small ribosomal subunit protein uS7m-like
Biological process (GO): translation
Cellular component (GO): small ribosomal subunit
Molecular function (GO): structural constituent of ribosome; RNA binding
Source: RefSeq, a predicted model, not a curated record